AAAAUCGGAAGAAAAGAAGAAAAAAUAAUACGAGUGCGGCCACGUUUAGCAUGCGUACGGCGCAGCGUCCAGAUUGGGAACCGGAAACGGAUCGAUCCGAUACCAAAUUACCGAUCCUUCGCGAUUGAGUGCCGGUAGACCUCCCCGAAUCCAAGAACGCAUCCAAGUAUUAGGAGGCGGAGGCAGAUUGACUGAUCGAGCCGCCGCCGCCGCCGCCGCUGUCACUUCUUGUACAGGUUGAGCCUUGCUUGCUCACGCCCUUCUGUUGUCUAUCCGGCCGCCCAGGGUCUGUACAUCAAACAAAUUGGUGUUCUGAUCUCAUCCUUGAGGCAGAUCAUGGCUGUGAUAAAGGUGCCAGUGAGCAAGCUCUCCAAGGCAAAGAGAGACGACGACAGCAAGCAGAGCUGUGCCAGGGAAGAGGAUCGAUCCAACGAGUGGGAUAAUGCCUGUGCAAUUUGCGAUGAUGGUGGUGACUUUAUCUGCUGUGAAGGUGGAUGCCUGAGGUCUUUUCACCCAACCAAAAAAUAUGGCGAAGAUUCAAUGUGCACAACCCUUGGGCUAACUGAAGAAUGGUGGCAAACUCUUCAGUCUAAUGAACAAGAGAAAUAUAUAUGCAAGAACUGUGAGUAUAAGCAGCACCAGUGUUUUGCUUGUGGAUUGCUGGGGUCUUCAGGCUUAACAUCAGGAUCUGAGGUGAUCCAGUGUAAGGACAAAAUGUGUGGGUACUUUUACCAUCCUAAGUGUGUUGCUGAACUUGUCCACCCUGAUAGCAAAGCCCAGGCCAUAUUUUUUGAGAAACGUGUUGCUCUGGGACUGACAUUCCAUUGCCCUCUUCAUAGAUGUAGUUUGUGUAAAGAAGCAGAGAAUAGGGAUGAUAAGGACAUGCAACUUGCAGUAUGCAGACGCUGCCCAACCGCAUACCAUCGGAAGUGCUUGCCAAGCGAUAUUUCCUUUGAAAAGGAUGGCAAGGAGGGUACUCAACAAAGAGCGUGGGAUAACGUUCUUCCAGAUCAGAUUUUGAUCUACUGCAUGAAGCAUAAGAUUGACAAAGAUCUGAGAACUCCCAAGAGGGACCACAUUGUCUUUCCUGAUGACCGCCCUUUGUCCGAACCAUCUCGAUCGUCUCAGCCUCCAGAAACUGGAUGUGAUCAGGUGAAGGCCAUCGAUUCAUUUGCACCGAGGCAUUUGUUUCCGCAUCCGCAACCAGGGUCAUGCGGUUGGAUAGAUGACUGAUCGACCAUUCCCUAUCUCCUAUCUGCUGCAGAGAUAAUAAAUGCAAUAAGCUAGUAGUACCUUUUUUUCUAUAUAACUUGAUACACGGUUGAUGUUGAAAAUUACCAUCUGAAGGUGCGAGAUGGAGAUGAACGAGAGAUGAAAAAUAUAUAUCCGGAACACUAAAUAAUGAUUUACGUUGAAGGUGCAA
This is a messenger RNA of Brachypodium distachyon (stiff brome), 1423 nucleotides long. Its product is annotated as protein ENHANCED DOWNY MILDEW 2. The record is from RefSeq and is a predicted model, not a curated record. NCBI's taxonomy places the organism in Eukaryota, Viridiplantae, Streptophyta, Magnoliopsida, Poales, Poaceae. Bases 337 to 1233 code for a protein of 298 amino acids. The transcript is spliced from 7 exons.